Molecule: messenger RNA, 2341 nt
Organism: Spodoptera littoralis (African cotton leafworm)
Lineage: Eukaryota; Metazoa; Arthropoda; Insecta; Lepidoptera; Noctuidae
Source: the annotation of a GenBank genome assembly
AUGAAAAUGGAUAUAUCUAAAGAAGGCAAAAAACUAAUGAAUAGAAAUAAGAAUAAAGAGGUCACCGAACUUGUAAGAAACAGUUAUUCUCAAAAAACUUUAAUUAAAGCCUACGAAGAUGGAAUUCAAAAUGAUGUUACGGAAGGUGAAGAAAAAUGCAAUUUAAAUGUAUCAGAAAAUAAAAGCCAGUCACCACCGGGAGUGUAUUUACGUUUGGAAAUAAAUCUGGUAUUCCUUGGUUUAUUAGCCUUGGCUCUGUGUACAAGACUACCUCACCUUGAUGAACCUCACUAUAUUGUGUUUGAUGAACUGCACUAUGGCCGUUAUGUGUCAUUAUACACAAAGGGAGUUUUCUUUUUUGAUGCCCACCCACCUCUUGGCAAGCAGCUAUUAUACCUAGCUGGCCGUGCUGCUGGCUAUGAUGGAAAUUUUACCUUUGACCGAAUUGGUUCACCCUAUACUGAAAAUGUUCCUGUUACUGCACUACGGUUAAUACCGGCAUUAGCGGGCAGUCUGUUAGUAGCAGUUAUAUAUCAAUUGAUGUUGGAGAUAUCCUUCUAUCAUUGGACCGCUGUUCUGGCUGGCCUACUUGUUUUGUUUGAGAAUUGUUUUUUGGCGCAGUCUAGGUUCAUGUUACUUGAAAGUAUACAAAUACUUUUUGGCCUGUGUGGAGUUUUGUGUGCUAUUAGAAGUACUCGUCGAACAGGUCUUGCAAGUGUUGUUUGGCUUUGCUUUGCUGCAUUCUCACUUGGUUGUUGCUUUUCAGUGAAAUUUUCAGGCCUAUAUUCGUAUUUCCUAGCAGUCUUUCUAGUGGGAAGACAAAUUUGGCAGUGGAUUGGGCAACCAGGAUCUGGACUUCGUCUCGCUUUAUCAGCAUUAUGGCGGCUACUGAUUCUUAUAACAAUACCGUUAGCUGUGUAUGUCGGUGUAUUUUAUGCUCAUUUGACGAUGUUGCCAAAAGCUGGUCCUCACGACAGUGUCAUGACAAGCGCGUUCCAAGCAUCCCUACAAGGUGGACUCGCUAGUAUAACUCGGGGUCAACCCUUACAUGUUGCGCAUGGCUCUCAAAUAACUCUAAGGCACACACAUGGUCGCACGUGCUGGCUACACUCCCACGCUCACGUGUACCCCGUCAGGUACACGGACGGACGUGGGUCCUCACAUCAGCAGCAAGUGACUUGUUAUAGUUUCAAAGACGUUAACAACUGGUGGAUAGUGAAGCGUCCAGACCAGGCGUCUCUGACUGUCGCGCGGCCCCCGGACGCUAUACGACACGGCGAUGUUGUUCAGCUCCUUCAUGGCAUCACUAGUCGUGCGUUGAACUCGCAUGAUGUCGCGGCGCCUGUGUCGCCACAAUCACAGGAAGUUUCAUGCUACAUCGACUAUAACGUGUCGAUGCCAGCACAGAAUCUCUGGAGAAUAGAUAUUGUUAACCGUGAUAGUGAAGACGCUACGUGGGAUAGCAUCCGCUCCUUAGUUCGAUUGAUACACGUUGAUUCUGGCUCCGCGCUACGUUUCAGUGGUCGCCAAUUACCUUCGUGGGGCUUCCAUCAGCAUGAAGUAGUCGCUGAUAAAGUUCUUACACAUCAAGAUACCAUAUGGAACGUUGAAGAACAUCGCUACACAAAAGCUGAAGACAGAAAGGAAAGAGAACGCGAGCUUGUAUCUGCAGAAAUGAUACCAACUGCUGUGACACAGUUGACAUUUUGGGAGAAAUUUGCAGAGUUGCAGUACAAAAUGAUAGCGCACGCGCCUGAUGCACCGCAAGGCCAUAAUGUUCGCCAGUGACCCUACUGAAUGGCCACUCCUCGUUCGAUCUAUCGCAUAUUGGUUGUCACCCAAUUCAAACGCUCAGGUGCAUUUAAUUGGGAAUCUGAUAACCUGGUACACUGGAACUAUAAGUGUUGUUGUGUACAGCGUCCUCCUCGCCUUAUAUGCUAUUCGCCAACGCCGUGCCUUCGCAGAUUUACCUCCUUGGGCGUUGCAGAAAUUUUAUGAUGGUGGCUGCAUUCUCUUCCUGGGGUACUGGAUCCACUACUUACCUUAUUUCUUUAUGGACCGGACUCUGUUUCUUCACCACUAUCUACCUGCAUACACUUUCAAAAUUUUACUCUUGUCAUUUGUCAUAGAUCACAUAUAUUUUAUUCUACAAUCCCAAGAAAAAACUCGUCCAAUGACAAAUAUAUUUAUUUUAUGUAUUGCAGCUUGGUUAGCUUAUGUAGUUAUUACUUUUAAAAAGUUUAGUGUUCUCAACUAUGGGAAUAUUGAUUUGACUGAAAAUGACCUUUUGAAUCUCAGAUGGAAGGACACCUGGGAUUUCAUAAUCCAUAAAAAGGGCUGA